Propithecus coquereli (Coquerel's sifaka) is the source of this 3263-nucleotide messenger RNA. RefSeq names its product rhotekin 2 (gene RTKN2). The coding region runs from base 158 to 1987 and encodes 609 amino acids. The transcript has 12 exons. Gene Ontology annotation, biological process: positive regulation of cell population proliferation; hemopoiesis; signal transduction. The record is from RefSeq and is a predicted model, not a curated record. Lineage: Eukaryota; Metazoa; Chordata; Mammalia; Primates; Indriidae.
GCGUGCGCGCGCCGGCUCGCGUUCCCUGCGCCCCUACCCCUGCGGCCCCGACUUGGUACGGCCGGGCGGUUGGCGUCCCGUGCGGCUGCGGCCAGAGGCGGGCUUUUCAAAUCUUCCCUUCGGAGGAGUGGUGACGGCCCAGCUGUUUGCGCCGAAGAUGGAGGGGCAGACCCUGAGAGGGCCGGAGCUCGGCCUGGCCGGGUUUCCCACCCAGCAGGACUGCAGCAUUCAAGAAAAAAUAGACUUAGAAAUUCGAAUGCAAGAAGCAAUAUGGAAACUCCUUUCUCUGAGUACUCAAAAAGACCAGAUUUUACACGCAGUUAAAAAUCUCCUGGUGUGCAAUGCACGAAUAAUGGCUUAUACGUCGGAACUACAGAAAUUAGAAAAGCAAAUUGCAAAUCAAACUGGAAUACGUAAUGUGAAUUUUGAAAAUAAAGAACGAACAGCAUGUAAAGGAAAGAUUGCUAUAUCAGAUAUUCGAAUACCACUAAUGUGGAAAGACUCUGAUCACUUCAGCAGUAAAGAACGAUCUCAGCGCUAUGCCAUUUUUUGUUUAUUCAAAAUGGGAGCCGAGGUUUUUGAUACUGACAUGGUGAUUGUGGAUAAAACAAUCACAGAUAUAUGUUUUGAAAAUGUAACCAUAUUUAAUGAAGCAGGGCCAGACUUUCAGAUAAAGGUGGAAGUGUAUAGUUGCGGUACAGAAGAAUCUUCCAUAACCAAUACACCAAAAAAACUGGCUAAGAAACUUAAAACAUCUAUAAGUAAAGCAACAGGAAAGAAAAUAAAUUCAAUGCUUCAAGAAGAGGAUCACGAAACAUGCUUGCCCUUCAAUUCUACUAUUUUUGGUGUAAAGUAUAAUUUGCUAGCUCAUACUACCCUAACAUUGGAAAGUGCUGAUGACAAUUUCAAGACCCAUAAUCUGUCUAUUAAUGGAAAUGAGGAGUGUUCAUUUUGGCUUCCCCUAUAUGGCAACAUGUGCUGCCGAUUAGUCGCCCAGCCAGCUUGUAUGGCUGAGGAUGCAUUUGCAGGAUUUCUUAAUCAGCAGCAUAUAGUAAAAGGUCUGAUUAGUUGGAGAAGGCUGUAUUGCAUCUUGAGAGGGGGUAAACUGUAUUGUUUUUAUAGUCCAGAAGAAAUUGAAGCUAAAGUGGAACCAACUUUGAUAGUGCCCAUUAAUAAGGAAACCAGAAUUCGGGCAAUGGAUAAGGAUUCCAAGAAAAGAAUCCAUAAUUUCUCUGUCAUCAACCCUGUUGCUGGACAAGCUAUAACUCAGAUUUUUGCAGUUGACGAUAGAGAAGAUAUUCAGAAAUGGAUGGAAGCCUUCUGGCAGCAUUUCUUUGAUCUUAGCCAAUGGAAGCACUGUUGUGAAGAACUUAUGAAAAUUGAGAUUAUGUCACCACGGAAACCACCUUUGUUCUUGACAAAAGAGGCGACCUCAGUCUACCAUGAUAUGAGCAUUGAUUCACCAAUGAAACUUGAAAGUUUAACUGAUAUAAUACAAAAAAAAAUUGAGGAGACAAAUGGACAGUUUCUUAUUGGUCAGCAUGAAGAAUCCUUACCACCUCCUUGGGCCACACUCUUUGAUGGUAAUCAUCAAAUGGUCAUCCAGAAAAAGGUUUUGUCUCCCGCAGGCGAGCAGUUACAUGAUGGGAAAGGGAAAAAGAGACGAGCUCCCCUGCCCCCUUCUGACAAACCUCCAUUCAGCUUAAAAACACAGAGCAACACAGAUCAAUUUGUUAAGGACAAGUGGGGAAAAACAAGUGUACCUCAGACCUUGCCUUUGGAAACCAAACUGUCAACCCUAAUGCAUCACUUACAGAAACCAAUGGCUGCUCCUCGAAAACUUCUUUCUGCCAGGAAAAAUAGUUUAAGUGAUAGUGAGCAUGCAGACACUAAAACCAAUUUUGAAGCCAAGCCAGUGCCAGCUCCAAGGCAGAAAUCCAUCAAAGACAUUUUGGACCCUAGAUCUUGGUUGCAGGCACAAGUAUAGAAAACCCUUAAUGUAUAAAACAUUUAACAAAAUCUAUAGCUGUGAGGCUUAAUUCUGAGGUAUUAUAAAUAUAGUAAUAUAUAAUUAUAUAGGUAACUAUGACAGUGAUUUACAUCAAUAAUUAAUAAGCUGUUAGAUAUAGAAAAACAUUUUGUAACGAAGCAAUGGAUUUCUCGUUUACUUCCAAUCUUCAGAAUAUAACUGAUUUCCCCAACAGAGUGCAAGAGGCAGUUGCUAGACAAUAUCCUAAUUGUUGGAAGGGUUAAUUUAUUCCUAAAUUAGUACCAGGCAGUGAAUAAGCACUAGGCAGAAGAAAGCAUUAAAAUUUCUUUUGAGGAGAGACUGUCUAGUAAUUUAAAAUGUGUUAAAAAUGAGCCAUAUUCUCAUUGUAAGAAUUUUAAUACUAAUGGAAUGUUUCAAAGGUUUUAUUCAAACCACAAAUUAUAGAAUCCACCCAAGAAAAUUUUCUUCUUAGCAUUCUGGAAUUCUCAUCUAAUGGUUCACUGGCUCUCAUCUAUUGUUUAACUCACUAGUUUAUAGGCCUGACCUUUUAAAUUCCUGGGAUAAAUUUUGGAAUAUUAAAUUUUUCAUCUUUAAAGGGAAUUUGUAAUGUGCUAUUCAAAGUUGUUUCCUUGAUGAGCCCUGAAAUCCUGUUGACAUUAACUCUCAUAAAUGAAGCAUAACUUUUAUUAGAUUAGAGAAAUGGUAGAUGAAAUGUUCUUUACAUCCAAUUUUCUGUGUGUGGUGCUAAUUUCCAUUGUGACUAUGGAAUUUGAGGAAGUGAGUAGCUGAUUAACACUUUAAAAUUCAUUUAAUACUUAUUUAAAAAGCAGAUGGGCGAUUCAAAAAUAUCAGAAAAGUUGGCCAUGGUAAUAAUUCUCAGAAUUAGUCCUUUUUUCAAAAUUUUAAUUAGAUUUCCUUUUGCUAGUAAGGAUUGAUGUCUGCUAUUGAUAUUAUUCAUUAAAAGUCAUUCUUACAAUAAUGACAUUGGAAUCAUUUCCAUAGGAGGUAAUUUCCAUAGCAACUAAUCAUAGUGACCCAAACAGGAUUAUAAAAUCAAGUGAGGAAUAAAUAACAAGGGGAAGAAUACCUUAAAGGAACAAAAAAUCCAUUUUUUACAAUAAUACUUGUUGUAAACAGGAGCUGAAUGGUUUAAAAAAUCUGAUCAGUGUUUCCAAAUAAAACAGUUUCCGUAAGGUGUCAGCAAUAGCACUAAAAAUCUCAAAUCACACUGAACCUAAAUGUCAUUGCAAGAAAUAAAAAUAUAAGAAUUAAA